AUGAAUCUUAAUGAUCUCAACAAGGUCUGGGAAAUUAAAUCUCUCAACAGAAUUGGACAGGAUGAAGCCACCGAGAUUCUUCAAAAAGUAGCUAAGCAGGUUCAACCAAUCAUGCAUAAAAGAAAAUGGAAAGUUAAUCUCCUUUCUGAAUUCUGUCCUGCCGAUCCAUCUCUGUUAGGGAUGAAUAUAGGACCUGGUGCAGAAGUUAAGCUCAGAUUAACAAGGCCUAACCGCGACUGGGAUUUCUUCCCGUAUGAACAAGUUCUCGAUACCAUGUUACACGAGCUUUGUCAUAAUGAACAUGGCCCUCACAAUGCUCAGUUUUAUGACCUUUUGGAUGAAAUUAGGAAGGAAUGUGAAGAACUGAUGGUCAAAGGGAUCAGCGGUACUGGGAGACGUUUGGGUGGGUUCAGCCAGCAACCGCCUUUGUCGUCACUUCGCCAGACUGCAUUGGCUGCGGCUGAAAGCCGAACACGCAAUGGAGUUUUACUGCCUCCUGGACCUCAGCGUUUAGGCGGUGAUAGCAAUAUUAAGUCUGCCCUGAGUCCAAUACAAGCUGCUGCCAUGGCUGCUGAAAGGAGAUUGCAUGAUGAUAUGUGGUGUGGGUCAAAGUCUUCGGAGGGUAGGAGCUCUAGUGGACCUUCUGAGAAAUCUAUUCAAACUCCAGUUGGGGAAGCAAAAUGGCAGUGCAAUACAUGCACUUUCUUAAACAAGCCAUUGGUGUUGCAAUGUGAAGUCUGUGGAACAAAGAAGCAGAAAGAUGUUAGAAAGUUAAAAGUUUGGUGUUGCAAAUUUUGUACUCUAGAAAAUAGUAAUGAGCAUGAUAGAUGCUUAGCUUGUGGAGAAUGGAGAUAUUCACAUGGCCCGCCAGUCUCCGUGAGUGGGCCUUAUGCUGGCACCUAA
Molecule: messenger RNA, 903 nt
Organism: Lathyrus sativus (Indian pea)
Lineage: Eukaryota; Viridiplantae; Streptophyta; Magnoliopsida; Fabales; Fabaceae
Source: the annotation of a GenBank genome assembly